AUGGCGGAGGUGGUGGAGUUCCGGGUGCCCACAGGGAGCGCCCAGACGCUGCUGGUCUGGGGGCUGGAGCCGGAGCCGGGCCUGGAGCAUUCCCUGUUUUCAGCAUUUUCCAAAUUUGGGCUGCUCUACUCCGUGCGAGCACACAGAAAUGCUGCUGUGGCAGGGCCUGGGUAUUACGCCGUCAUCAAGUUUUAUUCAGCUGGAGAUGCCAGCAGGGCCCAGCGCACGUGCAAUGGGCAAAGGCUGUUUCAGAAAUCUCCCUUGAAGGUUUGUGUUUGCACCAAGCAGAAUGGGUUUCAGCAACAAGUCCUUGCUCUCAACAGCAACAAGUGCCAGGAGUUGGCCAACCACUACCUUGGCUUUAACGGCUGGUCCAGUUGCAUCGUCACACUGCAGAAUGUAUCUGACUUGGAUGGUGAGAAUGAGGAACUGGGAAAGACAUUACAGAAGCGAUCCGUGAAAUACCUGUGUGCUGUAGAGGUGACACUGCCCAACCAUGGGGUACGCACCAGGGGAGUUGCCCUCGGUGAGGCAGACGUAGAAAACGGUGAAGAUCCUCUCGAGUUUGUCACAGCCUCAAGAAGAGUUCAGAGACUCGCAGUCGGGAAAGCUUUGUCUAGUGCCUUUCAGAAGAUAGUCCUCAUAGUCUUAGAGAAUGGGAAAGUGGCUGUGGAGUACCGUUCCUCCCAAGAGGAGCCCACAGACUCCUUAACAGAAGAGGAACUAAAGGGGCUUGUUCAGGUCAAUGAAUUGUCCUUGGAACAGUUUGACCUCGAAGAAGAAGUUUUGUCUGAUCUCAGUUUUGAUGAUGAGCUCGCUAGCCGGGAGAAUUAGUGCAGCUCUGUCGUCACAUCGUUUCCAAAAGUUUUGCAGUGUUUGAUUGGAAUGAAAGUCUUAACUCUGUGAAGUGACGUGUGCGUCAUAUCCAAUGUUUUCUUUUUCUCCAAAUACCUAACAGCAAAAGACAUGGGCAAUAAACCUAGUGUUACUAAAAUUAAGCCCAAAAAUACAUGCUGUUUUUGGAGAGGAAGUGUUUUCCUGUUAACUUAUCCAGGUCAGCUAUAUAUGGAAGCCAGCUUAGCUGCAUGAUUAUUAUUUAGACAGCAUAACAGAUGUGCAUAGCACUUAUAGAAAAAUAAAAGGAACAAGCCCACGCUGCAAGAGCCUACAGUUCAGGUUCCCUCUGAUCUGCAGGAGAAAGCCGGAGAUGGCAGAAAGAGAUGUCUUACCAGCAGGAGUAGCUGUGGUACUUACACACGUCUGCACAGGCACAGAACAAAGUAUUUCUCUAAGUGAAAUUUCUUUUAAAGAAAUAAGCCUAAGUCUUGUAAUAAUGUGUUGAGCCACAUGUGCCACAAGAGCCACAUGUGUUGAGCCCCAGCUAUAAGUAGUUGGGACGUUAUCACUAUGUAAAGCAAAGAUUCUUUCUAACGUCCAACAGGUUUUUCAUUAAAUUAAGUAAAAUUUUGUAACUCAGUGUGAUGAAUGAACCUCAGAGGCAGCA
Messenger RNA from Gymnogyps californianus (California condor), 1504 nucleotides. RefSeq names its product RAD52 motif containing 1 (gene RDM1). The record is from RefSeq and is a predicted model, not a curated record. Bases 1 to 834 code for a protein of 277 amino acids. Gene Ontology annotation, cellular component: nucleolus. The transcript has 7 exons. Lineage: Eukaryota; Metazoa; Chordata; Aves; Accipitriformes; Cathartidae. Gene Ontology annotation, molecular function: RNA binding.